This is a messenger RNA of Caenorhabditis angaria, 687 nucleotides long. The record is from the annotation of a GenBank genome assembly. NCBI's taxonomy places the organism in Eukaryota, Metazoa, Nematoda, Chromadorea, Rhabditida, Rhabditidae.
AUGGCAGAAUCAGGCGAACGAACCAGUGAUGGAUCAAUUGGUUGGCAGAAUAAUAUUCCAUUUGAUGUAAAACCACGCGACAAUCCACUUCGUGAUGUUUCUCAAAUGGCAGUCUGGACAUUAUCGAGUUGUAAACAUGGAUAUGGUGUUAGUGAAUUGCUAAAUGAUAGUGUCGAAAAAUAUUGGCAAAGUGAUGGACCACAACCACACACAAUAACAAUCGAAUUUCAAAAGAAAACUGAUGUUUCAUUCAUUAUGAUUUAUUUGGACUUCAAAAAUGAUGAAUCUUAUACACCAAGCAAGUGAGUCGCUUUAUUCCAAAACUAUCACACCUGAAAAAUGUUUAGAAUCGUCGCAAAAAUGGGAAGUUCACAACAAGAUUUCUUCUUCAAACGUACACUAACAUUAACAGAACCGCAAGGUUGGCAAGUAAUUGAUAUGCGAGAUUUGAAACUAAAUCCACAAAGAGGAUGGCUUAUACAAUUGCAAGUGGUUCAAAACCAUCAAAAUGGACGGGAUACUCAUAUUCGACAUGUUCGAAUUAUUGGGCCAUCAAGAUCUCGAUUCUGUCCCGAAACCAGAUUACUUGCUGGAAAUCCGAUGACAUCUUAUGAUUUUCCAGCAAAAAUGUCUGAUGAUGCACAUCAAUAUAUGGAUCAAGCUAUCACUGCUAUGGCACUUCGAUGA